AUGGCGGCGGCGCUGCCCAUGGCGAGGUGGGGAGGGGGCGACUCAGGGUUCAGGAGAUUUCGAUCCAGAGGUCCCAGAAUUUGUGCACUCAAAUCCUCAGGUUUGACAGGCCGAAAUCUUGAAACAAGAAAAAUCCGGGGUCCUGACAUGCAAAAUCCAACAUCCCAUUUCGGCCCAACCUUCCCUCUCGUUCUCCGCCUCCGACUCCGGCCGCUCCUGACGAGUCAUCAGGGACAAACGCUACGCAAAAUCAACGAACGCCCAGCGCCGAGUCAAAACACUCCGACCCUUCCUGCCUCCCUCCCUCGCCGCCUCCCCGGACCCCGCCCCGAUCCCACCGAACCCAUGGCGUCGGAGAUCGAGGUGCUCGAGGACACCACCACCUCCUCGACCUCCCUCGUCGCGGCCGCGGCCGCGGCCCCUUCCGCCGCGGAGGGCGCGGGGGCGCCGGCGGAGGACGAGUCGCUGAAGAACGACGUGUACACCGCGGCGGCGUACGGCGAUCUGGAGAAGCUGCAGCGGCUGGUGGAGGGGGAGGGCCGUCCGGUCACCGAGCCCGACGGCGGGGGCUACCACGCGCUCCAGUGGGCCGCGCUCAACAACCGCGUCGCCGCCGCCCAGUACAUCCUCGAGGUUGCCCUCUCCCCCGGCUCCCGCGCCCCCUCCAACGCCUCGCAAAUUGGCCUUUUAUAUUUACAUAUAUAUAGUCGUUCGCUUUGCGUUGCUAUUGGGGGAUUUAGGCAUGGAGCAGACAUAAAUGCUGUGGAUCACACUGGACAAACAGCACUUCACUGGAGUGCUGCCACACAUGUUGCAGCACAGUAUGGUCAGACUGCAUUCAUAUACCACAUUGUUGCGAAAUGGAAUGCUGAUCCAGAUAUCCCUGAUAAUGAUGGAAGGAGCCCUUUACACUGCGUCGUAAGAGUCAAGAGUCCCAAUGUCCUAGCAUUACCAUCUGAUACUUUCCUAACUGCCCCAGACAAUGCUAGAAGGGUACACGACAGAGGAUGUGGUGCAAACACCAGAUUUGGGAAAUUGUCAAAAUUAGGGCUUGCUCCUCUUCUUUGGUGCACCAUUAUUGGCAUGCUUAUUACAUAUAUACACUCUGUUAUAUCAGGACAAUAUGCCAUGACUAUGACAACACCAUUUGGGAUAUUAGCAUGGUCAGGAGUUUUUCUUGCAACUGCUGGGUUGGUCAUGUUCUAUAAAUGUAGCAGGAAAGAUCCAGGUUACAUCAAUACAAGGAGCUCACAAAAUCAAAGGGAUGAUGAACCAUUGCUGAAGAUGGAGUUAGAAAAUCCUGCACUUGUUUCUGGCAACUGGUCACAACUUUGUAUAACGUGCAAAAUAGUCAGACCUGUUCGUUCGAAACAUUGUUCUACAUGUGAUCGUUGCGUGGAGCAGUUUGACCACCACUGCCCUUGGGUAUCUAAUUGCAUAGGAAAGAAGAACAAAUGGGAAUUCUUCAUGUUCCUCACUCUAGAAGUUUUUGCAAUGAUCAUUACUGGCUCUGCUGCCAUUAUAAGAAUUGUAAGGGAUCCUGAUUCCCCAUCAUCCUUUGGUGCUUGGAUUCAUUAUUCUGCAUUCCAGCAUCCUGGGGUGAUAGCAAGGAACAUUACAACAAAUGAGAUGGCAAAUUCCAUGAGAUAUGCAUAUCUCAGAGGCCCAGGUGGCAGAUUCAGGAACCCGUAUGAUCAUGGGAUUAGCAAGAACUGCUCUGACUUCUUGUUAAAUGGAUACAAUGAGGACACUGAGCGGCUAGACCAGACAUUGCACACCGAUGAGGAAAUGGGAAUGAUACAGAUGACAAGUGCAGUUUCGCAGAAUGGUAACAAUCAUUUACAUCAUGGUUCGGCGGUACCCCCAUUGUUUAGCAUGAUACGAGUUUGGAAAAAGGUAGUGGUGAAAAAUCGAAUCAAAUAG
This is a messenger RNA of Miscanthus lutarioriparius, 1923 nucleotides long. NCBI's taxonomy places the organism in Eukaryota, Viridiplantae, Streptophyta, Magnoliopsida, Poales, Poaceae. The record is from the annotation of a GenBank genome assembly.